Diachasma alloeum is the source of this 1563-nucleotide messenger RNA. Its product is annotated as serine/threonine-protein phosphatase 5. Gene Ontology annotation, molecular function: Hsp90 protein binding. Lineage: Eukaryota; Metazoa; Arthropoda; Insecta; Hymenoptera; Braconidae. The record is from RefSeq and is a predicted model, not a curated record. The transcript is spliced from 5 exons. The coding region runs from base 415 to 1143 and encodes 242 amino acids.
AUUGCACACAGAGUAUUGAUUAAAUAAAGAUUCAUUGGUGCAUUGUGUAUUUAUUACAGAUCGCAUGCUAGAUUCUUGGGGGUUAUCUGCUUGCCUUAUCCGUGGUUGAGAUAUUUAUGAGAGAAAGAACUAGGUCCAUCUUCAUCAAAAUACACACACAUGAGAAAAAUGGCAACCUGCAUGCGUUGCGCCAUGACACAUUCUCCUGCUGCUGAUGUUUUCUUCACACACAAUGCAGCACAUGCAGGAAAAAUAAGGGUUGCAGAAAGAAUAUUACGGCACUUGUCGUGUUACAACAGUACACUCCCCCCACAGGGUAUAUUGAACUAGAGUACAACGAGACUGAACCUAGUAUAGAUAAUUUUUCCAAGAUACCUAUCAGGAGUGUGGCUAAUGCUCCAAUAUAAUUGAAUUAUGACGAGCGAGGAGAAAGACAAGGUGCAGAAAUUGAAAGAACAGGGCAACGACUGCGUGAAACAGCAGAAAUAUGCAGAAGCAAUGUUUCAUUACACCCACGCGAUAAAAUUGGACCCAGAGAAUUAUUCCUUGUACAGCAACAGAUCCUUGGUAUUUCUAAAAAUGCAGCAAUAUCACUUCGCAAUGGAGGAUGCAGUGAUGACGAUAAAUCUCAACCCAGAUUGGACAAAAGGAUAUUACCGCAAGGCGGAAGUGGAAUUCCACACGUUUCGCUUCAGCGAGGCUCUCCACUCAUACGGACAAGCUUUAAAUCUUCAACCUAAUGAUCCUGACAUUCUAGAAGCUAUCAAUAAAGCGACAAGAUCGCUAAUAAAGGACCAGAGAGCGGAUCAACAGAUACCUUGGCUUGGCGCUGGAAUUGGCAUAAUUCUCGGUGUUAUUGUCGUCAUUGCUGAUUAUGUUUUCACUAAUAAGCCGACAUUAACGCAUCCAGUGUUAAUGGCCCUCCUAACAAUCUCAAUCGCAAUGCUGGGUUUUGCUGCAGCCAAAGGAUUCCGUUACUUUGUGAAAUGCCAGAGAAAAUCCCUAUUAGAACCUCCAAUCGAGUUACUAGGGGAUGAAACUACAGAAGCCCAAGGAGCUACCGCAACCGGCAAGAAUCACGAGAAACACCCGAAAUACAGCAAGGCCCAAGCACGCCAGAGAUUCAAGAAGGGUAAAACGUAGCGCACAAUGUUCGCACGUUUUCUAGGGAAUCAUUAUAACCCUUGACAUUUCUCUGAACAUGUGAAAAAAAAAGAACUUUUAUUAAUUAAAAUAGAAAAAUGAAAGAGAAAAGAAAGCAUUGAUAACUAAUUAUCGAUUGAGUGAAAUUCAAUGUAUAUAUUGUGGAUUUUUCAUUUUCAAUGGAUUUUUUGGAUUGUAAUAAUUCAUUCAAAUCGCUUUAAUUGGCUUAAAACAUACUACAGAUUGAAAAAAAAAAAAUUGGCCUGAAAUGUGUACUUAGGACAUUCCAUCUCCAAUUUUUUCACCUAUUUCUAAAAUACACCAACAGUAACGAAGAAUAAACCAAAAAUCUAGUCAUAAAAUGUUGUCCCAGUUGUCAAAAGCCCGAAUGUACCGUUUGAAUAAAAACAUGGAAACAAA